Molecule: messenger RNA, 841 nt
Organism: Gallus gallus (chicken)
Lineage: Eukaryota; Metazoa; Chordata; Aves; Galliformes; Phasianidae
Gene: LLPH
Product: LLP homolog, long-term synaptic facilitation factor
Exons: 3
Coding region: 80-424 (114 amino acids)
Biological process (GO): dendrite extension
Cellular component (GO): nucleolus
Molecular function (GO): RNA binding
Source: RefSeq, marked validated
GACUCUCCCCGCGCCUGCGCAGCCGGCGAGAGCAGCGCCGCGAGGUGCAGGGCGUGGGGGUUCGUGCGGGCCUGAGGACAUGGCUAAGAGCCUGAGGAGCAAAUGGAAGAGGAAGAUGCGGGCGGAGAAGAGGAAGAAGAACGCGCCCAAGGAGCUGGAGAGGCUGAAGAGCAUCCUGCGGACCGGCGCGGACGUCGUCAUGGAGGAGGUCAAGGAGGUGGCGACCGUGCUGCCCGCCAAGGAGGCCUUGGAGAAGCAGGAUGACUGCAAAAUGGACGUAGAUAAUAAAAGAAAUAAAAAAACUCUCCUAGACCAACAUGGACAGUACCCAAUAUGGAUGAAUUCCAGGCAGAGAAAGAAGCUUAAGGCACAGCGCUUAAAAGGAAAGAAAAAAUCAAAGUUACCCAAAGGCCUAGCCUGGUAGAUUCAAAUUUUGUCAGAUUGUGAAUAUUUUACCUUUCAAAAUAAAUAUUCUAUACCAGCUACAUAUAUUUUUGUGCUUGACCACCGUGUAUGAUUUAUUGUGUUACGUGAACCUUUGAAGAGACUGCUUGGCCAGCAAAUGAUGAAAGCAAUAGCAAGUUGGUGUCUGCCAAACUUAGCAAACAAACAGUAGAAAAGCAAGCUGAGUGCCUUUGAAUGGACUGAAUGUCUGCUCAUCAAUUUUCUUUGGGGGAGGGAGGGUGGACAGGGGGCUGUUCAUCUUUUAUUUUGUGGAUGCUGGGUAACAGAUCCUGUACUUUGUCAAUGCAACUCUUCUAUUAGUAACUUUUACCAAAGGAUUCUGUAAACUCAGUGUAUUCUUUAAAUUUUUCUAUAAAACGACGUGUCUUGCUAAUCU